AUGGAUGAUGCAGAUACCAGAGGCCGACAAGCCACAACCUAUACCCCGGGAGAACUGGCCGCCUAUCGGGACCUCACUCAAAAGUCAUGUAACACACCGAAGCUCCUCGGAUACAAGACCGGUACUCAGAAACGGUCAGGGCUAGUUCCGGGUGGGUUUAUUAUCUGGCUUGCGUGGGAAAUCGUUCCAGGACUACGCCUCGGAGAUAGCUUUGGGGCUAAGCCAUUUUGGGCUCUUAAAAGCGACGAAAGAGAGCAAAUCCGCGCAGUCUUUGCUAAGGCUCUUCUCAAGCUACGAGAGAACGGGUGGUACCCCUGGGUGACCCGCGCAAGAAAUCUGGUUUGGCACCGGGAGACGCAAACACUUUACUUUAUCGGACACUUCAGCAAGGCCGGCAAGCCCAAACGUCCGGUCGAGGUUCGUCCCAAGUUGAUAGCGAUGUUCGAGCUCGCCAAACCGGACUCUCCAGAUUUCAUGAGAAAGGACGAUCAGGAUCAAAACACAUCACUCUGGGAAUGGUAG
Molecule: messenger RNA, 522 nt
Organism: Penicillium canariense
Lineage: Eukaryota; Fungi; Ascomycota; Eurotiomycetes; Eurotiales; Aspergillaceae
Exons: 3
Coding region: 1-522 (173 amino acids)
Source: RefSeq, a predicted model, not a curated record